GAGCCGAAGCUUGGGCUUCGGAAUCUAGGCGGUGCGCGCGUCCCCGGGGGUUACCUUCUUCGGGUGUUUCCGGAAUUCACCCGUAGUCCGCGGCCGAGAGGAGGAGGCGCGCCCCCCUCCCGUUCCUCGUCGCUUCGGAUGUUUCCGGCUGCUGCCGGCGGAAAGAGCCGAGGGCCGGCGGUGGUGGCGGCCAUGUUGGGAGCAGCAGGUCCGGCGGCGGCUGCCUGUGUGCCGGGCGCGGAGCAGUGCCGCUGAGGGCAGGGGAGGAGCGAGGCAGGCGGCCGGCUGCGGCGGCAGAGAGUAGGCGGAGCGGCGCGGCCCGGCCGAAAGGCGGCACAGCCCAGCCGGGGGUCGGGGGGGUGCGGUCCGGAGCCGCUCGGAGCCGGCGCGGCCUAGCCCGAGCGGCGCAUCCCCGGGCUGGCGUGAGCGGCUGCCCGGCCUCCCCGCACCCCCGGCCGGGGCCCAUGCGGCGGGUGCCCCUGCUGUGAGAAGCCCCGCCCGGCCGGGCUCCGCGCCUUCCCUUCCCUCCCUUCCUCCAAGCUUCUCGGUUCCCUCCCCUGAGAUACCGGCGCCAUGUCCAGCGCCCGGACCCCCCUACCCACGCUGAACGAGAGGGACACGGAGCAGCCCACCCUGGGACACCUCGACCCCAAGCCCAGCAGUAAGUCCAACAUGCUGCGGGGCCGCAACUCAGCCGCCUCUGCUGACGAGCAGCCCCACAUCGGCAACUACCGACUCCUUAAGACCAUCGGCAAGGGCAACUUCGCCAAGGUGAAGCUGGCUCGGCACAUCCUGACUGGGAAAGAGGUAGCUGUGAAGAUCAUUGACAAGACCCAACUGAACUCCUCCAGCCUCCAGAAACUGUUCCGCGAAGUAAGAAUAAUGAAGGUUUUGAAUCAUCCCAACAUAGUUAAGUUAUUUGAAGUGAUCGAGACUGAGAAAACUCUAUACCUUGUCAUGGAGUAUGCCAGUGGAGGAGAGGUGUUUGACUACCUGGUGGCUCAUGGCAGGAUGAAAGAAAAAGAGGCUCGAGCCAAAUUCCGCCAGAUAGUGUCUGCUGUGCAGUACUGCCACCAGAAGUUUAUUGUGCAUAGAGACUUAAAGGCAGAAAACUUGCUCUUGGAUGCUGAUAUGAACAUCAAGAUUGCAGACUUUGGCUUCAGCAACGAAUUCACCUUUGGGAACAAGCUGGAUACCUUCUGUGGCAGUCCCCCGUAUGCUGCCCCAGAGCUCUUCCAGGGCAAAAAAUACGAUGGACCCGAGGUAGAUGUGUGGAGCCUGGGAGUUAUCCUGUAUACACUGGUCAGUGGAUCCCUGCCUUUUGAUGGACAGAACCUCAAGGAGCUACGGGAGCGGGUACUGAGGGGAAAAUACCGCAUUCCGUUCUACAUGUCCACGGACUGUGAAAACCUGCUUAAGAAAUUUCUCAUUCUCAACCCCAGCAAGAGAGGCACUUUAGAGCAAAUCAUGAAAGAUCGAUGGAUGAAUGUGGGUCACGAAGAUGAUGAAUUAAAGCCUUAUGUGGAGCCACUCCCUGACUACAAGGACCCCCGGCGGACAGAAUUGAUGGUGUCCAUGGGUUACACACGGGAAGAGAUCCAGGACUCACUGGUGGGCCAGAGGUACAACGAGGUGAUGGCCACCUAUCUGCUCCUGGGCUACAAGAGCUCUGAGUUGGAGGGCGACACCAUCACCUUGAAGCCCCGGCCUUCAGCUGAUCUGACCAAUAGCAGUGCCCCUUCCCCCUCCCACAAGGUACAGCGUAGUGUCUCGGCCAACCCCAAGCAGCGGCGCUUCAGUGACCAGGCAGCUGGUCCUGCCAUUCCCACAUCUAAUUCCUACUCUAAGAAGACGCAGAGUAACAACGCAGAGAAUAAGCGGCCUGAGGAAGACCGGGAGUCAGGGCGGAAGGCCAGCAGCACAGCCAAAGUGCCUGCCAGCCCCCUGCCUGGCCUGGAGAGGAAGAAGACCACCCCUACCCCCUCCACGAACAGCGUCCUCUCCACCAGCACAAAUCGAAGCAGGAAUUCCCCACUUUUGGAGAGGGCCAGCCUUGGCCAGGCCUCCAUCCAGAACGGCAAAGACAGCCUAACCAUGCCAGGGUCCCGGGCCUCCACGGCUUCUGCUUCCGCCGCGGUCUCUGCGGCCCGGCCCCGCCAGCACCAGAAAUCCAUGUCGGCCUCCAUGCACCCCAACAAGGCCACUGGGCUGCCCCCCACGGACAGUAACUGUGAGGUGCCGCGGCCCAGCACAGCCCCCCAGCGUGUCCCUGUCGCCUCCCCCUCCGCCCACAACAUCAGCAGCAGCGGUGGAGCCCCAGACCGAACUAAUUUCCCCCGGGGUGUGUCCAGUCGAAGCACCUUCCACGCUGGACAGCUCCGGCAGGUGCGGGACCAGCAGAAUUUGCCCUACGGUGUGACCCCAGCCUCUCCCUCUGGCAACAGCCAGGGCCGGCGGGGGGCCUCGGGGAGCAUCUUCAGCAAAUUCACUUCCAAGUUUGUACGCAGAAAUCUGUCUUUCAGGUUUGCCAGAAGGAACCUGAAUGAACCUGAAAGCAAAGACCGAGUGGAGACGCUCAGACCUCACGUGGUGGGCGGCGGAGGCAACGACAAAGACAAGGAGGAGUUUCGGGAGGCCAAGCCGCGCUCUCUGCGCUUCACGUGGAGCAUGAAGACCACCAGCUCCAUGGAGCCCAACGAGAUGAUGCGGGAGAUCCGCAAGGUGCUGGACGCGAACAGCUGUCAGAGCGAGCUGCACGAGAAGUACAUGCUGCUGUGCAUGCACGGCACGCCGGGCCACGAGAACUUCGUGCAGUGGGAGAUGGAGGUGUGCAAACUGCCGCGGCUGUCUCUCAACGGUGUCCGAUUUAAGCGGAUAUCGGGCACCUCCAUGGCCUUCAAAAACAUUGCCUCCAAAAUAGCCAACGAGCUCAAGCUUUAACAGGCUGCCGGGAGUGGGGGGCGACGGAGGCGGGCCAGCUGGACUUAGCUGCUGGGGCAGGGCGCCAGCCCACCUGGGCGAGACUGCAGAGAUGGAUUGGUGUGUCUCCCCCUGCUGGCACUUCUCCCCUCCCGCCCUUCUCGGUUUUUUCUUCCAUGUGUGGCGGGGACGGGAGAUGGUUCUUCCCCCCCAACAUUUACCCCUGCCCGGAAAGUCCCCCUUCCCCCCUCUCCCCCACAGGAGGCAAAGGAAGGGGAGGGAGGGGUGGGGGGGCAGGGCUCCCCCUCGGUACUGCGGUUGCACAGAGUAUUUCGCCUAAACCAAGAAAUUUUUUAUUACCAAAAAGAAAAAAGAAAA
Molecule: messenger RNA, 3297 nt
Organism: Ailuropoda melanoleuca (giant panda)
Lineage: Eukaryota; Metazoa; Chordata; Mammalia; Carnivora; Ursidae
Gene: MARK2
Product: microtubule affinity regulating kinase 2
Exons: 19
Coding region: 574-2940 (788 amino acids)
Biological process (GO): microtubule cytoskeleton organization; protein phosphorylation; intracellular signal transduction
Cellular component (GO): cytoplasm
Molecular function (GO): ATP binding; tau-protein kinase activity
Source: RefSeq, a predicted model, not a curated record